AUGAACCGGUUAACCGCUUUAUUUAGCGGUGGCCGCGGUAUUAAUCAAAACCGGCGGUUUACCGCGGAUGAAGUGGAAAUCCAAGAACGUCAAGGUGAUUUUAUUAAUGAAAUUCGGAAAUUAGCUGCUAGUGGAACAACUAUUACUCCCACAAUGGUUGAAAAAUUAUUAGAAGAAUUUAAAAUUCCUCCAGCAGACAAUUAG
Rotaria socialis is the source of this 204-nucleotide messenger RNA. The record is from the annotation of a GenBank genome assembly. NCBI's taxonomy places the organism in Eukaryota, Metazoa, Rotifera, Eurotatoria, Philodinida, Philodinidae.